GAAGGCCCCCCGUCAGGGGUCAUGCGAUGGCCUUGGCAAAGUGUUUUCUAUUCAACAGUUAGCUACGCUGUAACCCGGUAACGGACUGUCUGAUAACUAACGUUAGCUUUAUGGGUAAAUUAAAGGCGCAGACUUUCAAGGCGUCUUGGCUGCGCUGUUAACCACCCAAUGAGGUUUUUAUUGUGAAAAAUAACGUUGACCGGAAGUCGCACGCUCUGGCGCUACCUCCAAAAAACUCCGUGAUGGCGGCGGGACGGGGGGAGUUUUUUCGAAGUGUCUGUGAGGGCUUGGAGAGGAAACCCGCCCAGUCAGGCCCGGGUGGAAGACAGCCGGGUGGAGUUAGAGACACGCCGGGCCCGGGCAGAGGACGGUCGGGUCCGGGUAAAAAGCAGACGGGCGGAAAUAGGAGGAGGAGGCCGCCAGACGCAGCUCGGAGCUCCGGUAGCGGGACUGACCACAGCGGCCCACAACCGAGAACAGAGAGGAAGAGAGCAGCUUUUCCCAAAAUCCAGACUUCUCCAGACAAGGAGAACUUAAUUGAAAGGCUGCCCUCUGAGAUCCUGAUGAAGAUCCUGUCGUACCUGGACGCCUCCUCGCUGCUCAGCAUCAGCUAUGUCAGCAAGCUCUUCCACCAGGUCGCCGAAGACGAUGUCGUCUGGCACAAGAUUUACACGUCAGAGUUUGGGAGUCAGAGGUGGAGGCCGAAGUCGGAUGACGAGGUGCUGAAGGUGGAGCCGGUGGAGGAUCGGUCGGCGGGUCACUGGAAGAAGCUGUACUUCAGGACCGUGGCUGGACAAGAGAUGAGCAAAUGGAGGACAGAGCUGAGAGACGUCAGUCCGUACACCGGGCUGCCCAGGCAGACUGAGUGGAUCCUCAGGAACCUGAGCGUGAGCUGGGAGCUGACGGUGUGUGAUCACUCGGGACAGGAAGACACGCUGGAGCAGAGCCGAGCGUACUUCUUCAAGUCCUCUGUGAUCGUCCGCUGGAACGGAUACCACGAGUUCCACCGCAUCAGCAGCGUCCAGCUGCACGGCGUCCGCAAGGAGACGGCCAGCAGCCCCGCGGUCAGGAAGCCCGGCUGGCGCUCUCUGAUCUUGAAGGUGGACGUGAAGACUCAGCCGGCUCAGCCUGCCCGGUUCAUCGGCAGAGACAGAAUGAUCAAACUGUUGCUUCUGCCGCCCGGUUUCCUCAUCGGCAUCUGGAGGGGUCAGGGCAGAGUUGCCUUCAUCAUGUUCAGCCUGCACUUCCACAGGCUGGUGGAGAAGAGUCUGCUGGGAUCUCCUGUCUGCCUGUUUGUCCCUUCCUGCAGCCCGUACUCCGAGCCCGUGGACCUCCCGCCCGUGGAUCAUUCGGACCCUGAGUUCGGUCUGCACGGCUACACUCUGCACUUCGUCCUGCACAACACCAGCACUGAGAUCAUGUCGGGACACUUCCGCCAGCUCUCCUGUCGCACAGUGGAGAUCCGGCGUGGACUGAUGCUGCUGAGGGUCAUCAACAGGACCAACUUGUCCCAGCACAGAUCUCUGUCUGGAAACAUCAAGCUGCCCUGGAAGAGCGAGUCCCUGGAGGGCUCAGUGGAGAACUGCUGCAUCAUAACGCUGACUCUGCUGGACGAGUUCCAGAAACCCUUCUGGUGCGUCAGCUCACCCGUGUGCAUCACGAUGGCGAGGAAGACCCUGUCCUACGACUACAGCGGCAAGCACUUUCUGAUGGAGCACCACAGCGCGGAGGGUAAGGUGGAGAUGAAGCUGGUGUGGCUGAAGGAGCAGGAGCAGUUCUUCCUCAUCAGCCUCACCGUCUGCAUCCCCCUGUGCAAAGUCAACAAGCACUUCAGCACCGAGUACCGAGGCUGACGGUCUCCUCGGGCCUCGUGCAGCCUCCCCCAGAGCCGACACGGAGGUCGUGAUCGCAGGCCCGUGUUGGUCUGAGCGCUUGUUUUCAGUGGAAAAAAGUACAAAAAUGUUCAUUUCACAAGAAAAGGUUCGGAAAUUGUUUAAUUGUAUUUUUACUCACAACACAGGAAGUGUACAGUUGCUGUUUCUGUUACGUUUGUAGAAUAGCAGUGGAAAAGAAAAUUCACUGAGCAUGAAGUUUAUUUAGAAUUUCAGUGUCUAUUUGACAUAGUUUACGUUCAGUCACAAUCGUGUGGCAGAAUUUCAUGCAGCUAAUAAACUGCUCUUUAAAAUUUC
Messenger RNA from Scatophagus argus, 2189 nucleotides. Its product is annotated as F-box only protein 15-like. The transcript is spliced from 10 exons. The record is from RefSeq and is a predicted model, not a curated record. Gene Ontology annotation, molecular function: protein binding. Lineage: Eukaryota; Metazoa; Chordata; Actinopteri; Scatophagidae. Bases 243 to 1853 code for a protein of 536 amino acids.